AUGCCAUCUGCUAUAGAGGCUGUGCCACCCGCUGGCAUUCUUGGAGUACUGAUUCCGCCUGGAAAAUGGGCAGAUGUGGCAAAAGCAGGUGAAGAUACUAGCAACGUUGAACAUGGUGCUAGUCGAGUACUGGAUUUUCCGAACAAACACCCCACAAUGGUGUCCGCAGUGGUGGUAGCACUCUGCACUCCACCAGCAGUGGAGACGGGCUCCCUUUCUCCACAGACCGGAGAGCAUUUGUUAUCUGUUGCUUUCUUCGUGUUAGCCAUCCAUUCUGGGCAGGUUACCAAGAUGAGCCUUAAGAAGAACCUCAAUCACUCUGCGGCAGCUCAGGUCACUGAAUUCAUUAUCUUGGGGAUUACAGAAAACCCUCACCUCCAGCUGCCCCUCUUUGCAAUCUUCCUCAUCAUCUACCUGGUCACAGUGAUGGGCAAUCUGGGCAUGGUCACCCUGACCCAUUUGGACUCUAAGCUCCACAAUCCUAUGUAUUUUUUCCUUAGACAUUUGUCAAUAACUGAUCUUGGUUACUCUACUGCCAUUGGCCCAAAGAUGAUGGUAAAUUUUGUAGCUCACAAAAAUCCCAUUUCUUACAGUGGUUGUGCCACCCAGCUGGCAUCCUUUGAGAUUUUCAUCAUUACCGAACUGUUUAUCCUCUCAGCAAUGGCCUACGAUCGCUAUGUAGCCAUCUGUAGACCUCUUACAUACAUGAUUGUCAUGGUAGACAAAGUGUGUUGGGCUCUGGUUGUCACCCCCUACCUCUACAGCACAUUUGUGUCGUUACUGCUCACAGUGAAGUUGUUCACAUUAUCUUUCUGUGGCUCUAACAUUAUCAGAUAUUUUUACUGCGACUGUCUCCCUCUGAUUGCCAUGCUCUGCUCCGACACACGGGAAUUAGAAUUGAUUGUCUUGAUCUUCUCUGGCUGCAACUUGCUGUCCUCAUUCCUGAUUGUUCUCAUAUCUUACGUGUUUAUUUUGGUGGCCAUUGUCAGAAUGAAUUCCACCAAGGGGAGGUACAAAGCCUUCACUACCUGUAGCUCCCAUCUGACAGUGGUGGUGGUGUUCUACGGCACACUGCUGUUCAUAUACUUGCAGCCCAAGUCCAGCCACACUCUCAGUGUUGAUAAAAUGGCCUCUGUGUUUUAUACCUUGGUGAUCCCAAUGCUGAACCCACUGAUCUACAGCCUGCGCAACAAAGAAGUCAAAGAUGCCCUAAAGAGAACCUUAAACCGUGGGUUCAGAAUUACCAUCUAUGGGGUGGCUGUUGCCAUGGGGAGUACAUCCAGUUCUGUCUUCACAUAUGCCAUGAAGCCCCUCACACAUAACACUAGCUAUUUCUACAUAGUAUAUGAGACAUCCAACAUCCAGAUUAGCCCAAACAAUCUUGAAAAUGAAAUUGCUCAUAGUACAAGACUUCGACUUCGACGUUUGCUUGUCCAAACAGGGUGUGAUUCCUGCUCCUUGUACUGUUGUGAGUGGGACACACACAAGUGCAUCGAUGGGCUAAGUCACAGAGAAGCGAAGGCACAGCAGGACGGGAGGCUUCGGGGGAGAAGAAAGCGGAGCCGGGUGGCUUGCCUGGGACCUCUGGCUGUCAGGACUAUCAUUGCUUAA
Messenger RNA from Octodon degus (degu), 1611 nucleotides. RefSeq names its product olfactory receptor 8K1. NCBI's taxonomy places the organism in Eukaryota, Metazoa, Chordata, Mammalia, Rodentia, Octodontidae. Gene Ontology annotation, cellular component: membrane. The record is from RefSeq and is a predicted model, not a curated record. Gene Ontology annotation, molecular function: G protein-coupled receptor activity; odorant binding; olfactory receptor activity. Gene Ontology annotation, biological process: sensory perception of smell; G protein-coupled receptor signaling pathway. The transcript is spliced from 5 exons. The coding region runs from base 1 to 1611 and encodes 536 amino acids.